AUGGACAACGGCCUGGUUGACUAUUCACCCCACCAUCCCACCAAGGCGGAGAGGAUUGAGACUGCCUCCAAUGUCAUUCUGAUCGAUAACUAUGACUCGUUCACCUGGAAUGUCUACCAGUACCUCGUCCUGGAGGGUGCGACCGUCACCGUCUACCGCAAUGACAAAAUCACCCUGGAGGAAUUGAUCGCAAAGAAGCCGACUCAGCUGGUUAUCAGCCCCGGGCCGGGCCAUCCAGACACUGACUCUGGUAUCAGCAAGGCGGCCAUCGAGUAUUUUAGCGGUAAAAUUCCCGUGUUUGGGGUUUGCAUGGGCCAACAAUGCAUCAUUUCCUGCUUUGGCGGCAGGGUCGACGUGACUGGGGAAAUCCUGCACGGCAAGACGUCCAUACUGAAGCAUGACUCUAAAGGCGUUUACGCGGGCCUUCCACCUUCCCUCUCUGUCACCAGAUACCACUCAUUGGCAGGGACCCAUUCGACCAUCCCCGAUUGCCUCGAAGUGUCCUCCUGGGUAAACUUGGAUGGCGAUGGCGGCAAGGGCGUCAUCAUGGGCGUCCGGCACAAGGAGUUGACCGUGGAAAGUGUUCAGUUCCAUCCCGAAAGCAUUCUCACGGAGCACGGAAGGACAAUGUUUCGGAACUUCCUCAAGUUGCGAGGAGGUACCUGGGAAGAGAACCGACGGUUGAAUGGCGAGUCCACGCAGGCUGCAGGGAGCAAUGGCACGGUUCCUGUGAACGCCAAUAGUGAUGCAAAGCAAGGAAAGAAGACGUCUAUCCUGGUAACAAUCUACUCUCAUCGGAAGGCGGCUGUCGCAGCCCAGAAGUUGAUCCCUUCCCAGCGGCCUGAAGAUCUCCAAGCCUCCUAUGAUCUCGGAAUCGCGCCGCCACAGAUAUCGUUCCCUGCUCGUCUAAAGCAGUCUCCAUACAACUUGUCGCUGAUGGCAGAGAUCAAACGUGCGUCACCGUCGAAAGGGAUAAUUGCGGCCUCAGUCUGUGCUCCUGCGCAAGCCAGGAAGUAUGCCGCAGCUGGCGCUAGCGUUAUUUCGGUCCUGACAGAGCCGGAAUGGUUCAAAGGAAGCCUGGACGACCUGCGCGCCGUGCGGCAGAGCUUAGAGGGUCUGCCGAAUCGGCCUGCAGUCUUGCGCAAAGAGUUUAUCUUUGACGAGUAUCAGAUAUUGGAAGCGCGUUUGGCUGGCGCUGAUACCGUGCUGCUUAUUGUGAAGAUGCUUAGUGUUGACCUGCUGAAGAAACUGUACAACUAUUCCCGAAGUCUGGGAAUGGAACCUCUUGUCGAAGUCAACACCCCGGAAGAAAUGAAGAUUGCCGUGGAACUGGGUGCUCAGGUGAUCGGAGUCAACAACCGUGACCUCACGAGCUUCGAGGUCGAUCUGGAUACGACCAGUCGUCUCAUGGACCAGGUACCAGACACAACUGUGGUUUGUGCUUUGAGCGGAAUUUCCGGACCGAAGGAUGUCGAAGCUUACAAGAAGGAUGGUGUGAGGGCUAUUUUGGUUGGCGAGGCCCUGAUGAGAGCAAAGGACACUGCUGCUUUCGUUUCUGAGCUUCUGGGUGGCAGUAUAAGGGAUGCACCUACACCUCCGCCCCUGGUAAAGAUCUGUGGCACCCGGUCCCCAGAGGCAGCUCGUGCCGCCAUCGAAGCUGGUGCCGACUUGAUCGGCAUUAUACAGGUGGAAGGACGCAAGAGGCGUGUUUCAGACGAGGUUGCCUUGCAAAUUUCGCAGGUUGUCAAAUCGACACCGCGCCCAGCGACGCAACCAAUCCCAGGCUCACAACACAAUCAAAACUACUCCUCGACCGAAUAUUUCGACUAUUCUUCCAGCGUGUUGCGCCACCCUACUCGCGCAUUGCUGGUCGGUGUUUUUGCCAAUCAGCCAUUGUCCUACGUUCUGGAACAACAGCGGAAAUUAGAUCUUGAUGUAGUUCAACUGCACGGGUCUGAACCGGUAGAAUGGGCCAGCUUGAUUCCUGUACCGGUUAUCCGAAAGUUUGGUCUUGGUGAGCCGGGUCUGGCGCGUCGAGCAUAUCACACUCUGCCGCUAUUGGAUUCUGGAGCUGGAGGCUCUGGCGAACUUCUGGAUAUAUCCGGCGUGGAAAGAACGCUCGAGAGCGACGACGGCCUUCGUAUCAUCCUUGCUGGCGGCCUAAAUCCGGACAAUGUUGCUGAGACAGUGAAGAAGCUGGGCAAAUCGGCGAAGAAGGUCGUCGGGGUCGACGUGAGCAGCGGCGUGGAGACGGACGGCGCUCAGGAUUUGGACAAAAUCCGAGCUUUCGUCAAAGCCGCCAAGGGGAUUCAAUUAUGA
Rasamsonia emersonii CBS 393.64 is the source of this 2319-nucleotide messenger RNA. RefSeq names its product Indole-3-glycerol-phosphate synthase. The transcript has a single exon. The record is from RefSeq and is a predicted model, not a curated record. Gene Ontology annotation, molecular function: indole-3-glycerol-phosphate synthase activity; phosphoribosylanthranilate isomerase activity; anthranilate synthase activity. Bases 1 to 2319 code for a protein of 772 amino acids. Lineage: Eukaryota; Fungi; Ascomycota; Eurotiomycetes; Eurotiales; Trichocomaceae. Gene Ontology annotation, cellular component: cytosol. Gene Ontology annotation, biological process: L-tryptophan biosynthetic process.